AUGUUAAAAACGGUUACAUAUGGGACGAGCUGUGCACCUUUCUUAGCUGUCAAGAGUCUUCAAUCAGCAGCAAAGGCCGAAGCGGAGAAAUUUCCAUUGGGUUCCAAAAUCACACUACGAGAUUUUUAUGUGGACAAUCUCAUAACCGGCAGUGAUACAAUAAACGAGGCUAUUGACAUCAAGAUACAGGUGACGGAUCUGCUGAAAAACUCUGGGUUUAUUUUACGGAAAUUCGGUGCAAAUAACGAGGAUAUAUUACAAGACAUUGCUUCGUCAGAUCGGGAGGAAAUCAUCACGGUGGAUGAUUUUCAAUAUAUCAAAACACUUGGACUUAAAUGGUCACCAACUGAUGAUGUCUUCACCUACGCCUACACUGACAUGCAUUCUUCCACAUCGAGGAUAACCAAAAGGGGUAUUUUAUCGGAAAUGGCCAGACUCUUCGAUCCUUUGGGACUGGUUAACCCUAUAGUUGUCAGGUGUAAACUUCUUUUGCAGAGCAUUUGGUCGCUUAAACUACACUGGGAUGAAACAGUAUCCCAGGAUAUUAUGAUGGAAUGGUCGAAUAUUCGACAACAGCUGUCAGUCGCAGAACAGUUCAAAAUUCCAAGGUUUGUUGCUUUCAAUAAUUCUACUAACAUUCAUGCAUUUGCAGAUGCCAGCACAAAAGCAUAUGGAGCUUGCAUUUAUGUGGUAACUCAGACUUCGGGAGGACUGCAUUCGUCACUCUUGUGUUCAAAAUCGAGAGUGGCCCCCCUUAAACACACAACAUUGCCGAGAUUAGAAUUAUGUGCAGCGGUGCUUGCCACUCAACUUUUGGAUUUUGUGCUUUCUCUGUUGCCCAUUCAGCCAACAAAUAUAGUGUGUUGGUCAGAUUCGUCAAUAGUGCUAUGUUGGAUUGCUGGGGAGCCAACACGAUGGACAACAUUUGUAGCGAACCGUGUCACCAAAAUUCACCGGAGCUGUUCAUCGGCAAAAUGGCGUCAUGUACCAUCACAGCUUAACCCAGCAGAUAUAGUGUCACGUGGUUCGACUGCUUUAAAUUUGAUCAAUAACGACUUGUGGUUUCAUGGACCCCACUUCCUAAGGGAAGACAUCAUAUUCUGGCCAGACGAAAUAACUUCACAUCCAGAGGACUCAAUAUGUGAAACCAGGAAAGUAAAGACAUCUUUACUAACAGUCGUCAAAGAAGAUUGGAUUUCCAGUCAUAAGUACAUCAACAACUAUGACAAAUUAUUAAGAAUUGUUGCGUAUGUCAUUAGAUACAUUGGGAUGCUACGUAAAGCAAAGAAUGUCGGCUCAACCAUAGACGUUGCUGAAAUAAACAAUGCAUUCAUUACAGUUUGCCGCAUUGUUCAGAAAGGUUAUUUCGCAAAUGAAUUUCGCUGCUUAGAAGCUCAUAAGCAGGUAGAUCGUCAAUCUAAACUCUCACAACUAUCACCAUUUUUGCAUGAUGGCUUAAUACGUGUUGGCGGACGCAUCCGAAAUGCCUGCUUGCCCUUUGCCGCAAAACAUCCAAUUGUUUUACCACCUGAUCAUCCAUUUGUUCACACCAUCAUCAGACAUUUUCAUCGACAACACCUCCAUGCUGGUGUUCUCACGCUACACAACAUCCUGCGAGAAAGUAUGUGGAUCAUCAAUGGAAGACGAGCAAUCAAAAAAGUUAUUCACGAUUGCAUACUUUGCUAUAGAUACAAACCCAUCACCGAAACACAAAUCAUGGGUGAUCUACCAAAAGAACGAGUUCAACAGACGUUCCCAUUUGCCGUAUCGGGAGUUGACUACUGUGGUCCUUUCUUCAUAACUCAGCAAAUAAGAGGCAGAUCACCCAUAAAGGUUUAUAUUGCGGUUUUUAUUUGUUUUUGUGUAAAGGCAGUGCAUUUCGAGUUGGUUCCUGAUUUAACCACAAACGCAUUUAUAGCUGCACUGAAACGUUUUGUAUCCCGCAUGGAAAACUCUGGGUUUAUUUUACGGAAAUUCGGUGCAAAUAACGAGGAUAUAUUACAAGACAUUGCUUCGUCAGAUCGGGAGGAAAUCAUCACGGUGGAUGAUUUUCAAUAUAUCAAAACACUUGGACUUAAAUGGUCACCAACUGAUGAUGUCUUCACCUACGCCUACACUGACAUGCAUUCUUCCACAUCGAGGAUAACCAAAAGGGGUAUUUUAUCGGAAAUGGCCAGACUCUUCGAUCCUUUGGGACUGGUUAACCCUAUAGUUGUCAGGUGUAAACUUCUUUUGCAGAGCAUUUGGUCGCUUAAACUACACUGGGAUGAAACAGUAUCCCAGGAUAUUAUGAUGGAAUGGUCGAAUAUUCGACAACAGCUGUCAGUCGCAGAACAGUUCAAAAUUCCAAGAUCGCACAUUGAUAAAAUAUUCGCCAUUAAAGAUUCCACGAAACAGACUGCCGCCGAAUUAAGAGAUUUCAUUGAUUGUGUAAAUGGCAAUGUUCGUGCUCUCCAGUCAAUAGCAUCAAAAGACCAAAUAGCAAACGGAAUAUUGCUUCAUUUACUUGUUUCUAAAUUGGACGCCGAUACACAGGCCAAAUGGGAAGAGGAGAUAUUUGCCAAGUGGGACAAUGGUGAAAUCACACAAGGUCUUCAGUUGCCAGAGUUAAAGGAUCUUUCGUCAUUUUUGGAAAGAAAAUGUAAAAGCUUGGAUUUAGUUUUCAAUUGUUCCAAAUUUAUUGAUAUACAAUAA
Molecule: messenger RNA, 2694 nt
Organism: Musca vetustissima
Lineage: Eukaryota; Metazoa; Arthropoda; Insecta; Diptera; Muscidae
Exons: 2
Coding region: 1-2694 (897 amino acids)
Molecular function (GO): nucleic acid binding
Source: RefSeq, a predicted model, not a curated record